GCUUUCCCCAGCAUGUUUGUUGAUCAUCAAUGAGCGUUGAGCAGUACUGUUGUUUAGCUUGACAAGUUUGACUGGAGGACCAUGGAGACACAGGAGAGCAGCUAGUUGACAGAUCAAUAAAAAAAGUUGGAGUACACUUUUCUCUAGUUUGACGUCUAUUUCGAACCUGGCAAUUUAGCUCAUGAAGCAGUUCGGGUGUUACCCUAAGUGGAUACUGCAUGUAGAGUUCAUUUCUAAUGGCUGUUAAGCGAACGUUAGAAUCUUGACUACUGUACGCUGAAUACACGAGAAACCUAACGAUAGUUGAAAUGAAUAACUUGUCUUUUGACGAUCCGUCACUGGAUAACCUGGAUCCUACCCUGUCUUUAAAUGAUCCAAGCGAUAUUGACACGGCGCUGCUGAACGACAUUGAUGACAUGUUGCAGCUCAUCAACAACCAGGACAUGGAGUUUGGGAGCCUCUUCGACCCCCCUCAGUUCACAGCCCCUCCGGAACUCCCCGUCCUGUCCCACUCCACCUCCACUCCCUCCCCUCCAUCCUCCACCCCUUCCUCCUCGCCCUCGUCCAUCCAGAGCAGCAGCCCCCACCUGGACGCCCUGCUAGGGCCUCCCAUCACCCGCAGCUCCUCCUCCCCAGACAAGGCUUUCCACCCACCCACCUUCCAGAAGUCCCCCCUGGCCCAGGUAGCCAGCCCCCGGCAGCAGCAGCAGACCUCCCCCUCCCAGGCUCCAGCCAGCAAGGGACCCAGGCAGUCCAAAGCAGACCAGCCGGUGCUCUCUCCACCAACACCGACUCGUCCUCAAGCUGCAGCCUCCCCCCUCGCCUCGGGAGGCCAGAACCCUUCGUUCAGCUCGCUGCCUCAGGGCAUGUUCACCUCCCCUGCCCCCCAGCAGCAACAACCCCAACCCCUGGCACAGCCUCAACUCCAGACCCAGGCUCAGCCCCAGCAGCAGGCCCGGAUUAACUACACCAACCAGAAUGGCUACACAGCUGUAAAUCAAGGAGGUUCCCCCCCACCAAUGACCAGUCUGUCGUCCUCGCCACACAGCGGUCAGCAAAUCACCAUCCAAGCUCAGGUGCAGGGUCUAACCUCCACCCCCCCCCUUCUGGCCACAUCAACCAGCACCCCAGUCCAGAGCAUCGCGCCCCACGUACAACAAGUUCCUGUGCUGCUGCAGCCCCAGUUCAUCAAGGCAGAGUCUCUGUUGCUCACCACCCUGAAGCAUGAACCCUGCAUUGUGACCACCAUGGCCUCCCCCUGCAUCACCUCUCUGGCCACCACCACCUCUUCUGUUCAGAGCACCUCCCUGCAGGCUCUGAUGGGCGGUGGCACCAUCCUCACCACAAUGCCCAUUAUGGUGGACGGCGAGAAGCUGCCCAUCAACCGCAUCGCCAUCAGCAGCAAGCAGCUGGGCCCGCCCUUCAAGGGGGAGAAACGGACGGCCCACAACGCCAUCGAGAAGCGCUACCGCUCCUCCAUCAACGACAAGAUAAUCGAGCUCAAAGACCUCGUUGCUGGGACCGAGGCCAAGCUGAAUAAGUCGGCAGUCUUGAGGAAAGCCAUCGACUACAUUCGCUAUAUUCAGCAGACCAACCAGAAGCUCAAACAGGAGAACAUGGCUCUCAAAAUGGCCUCCCAAAAGAACAAGUCCCUCAAGGACCUGGUUGCCAUGGAGGUGGACGGGCCACAGACAGACGUGAAGAGUGAGCUGCCCACCCCCCCGGCCUCAGACGUGGGCUCUCCCUCCUCCUUCUCCCACAGUGGCAGCGACUCUGAGCCAGACAGCCCUAUGGGGGAGGAAACCAAGCCAGUGGAAAGUGUGGCUGACCGGUGCGCAGGUGGCAUGCUCGACCGCUCCCGCAUGGCUCUGUGUGCCUUCACCUUCCUCUUCCUGUCCUUCAACCCGCUGGCCGCCAUGCUCUGCGGAGCCGUGGAGAGCAGCAGCAGCGCUGCCGCCACCAGCGGCCCAGCGCACCCGGGGACCGGCAGGACCAUGCUGGAGGUGGAGAGUGCAGCGGACUCUUGGGGCUGGAUGGACUGGAUGCUGCCGACUCUGCUGGUGUGGCUGCUUAACAGCGUGCUGGUGUCUGGGGUUCUGAUCCGCCUGCUGGUGUACGGAGAGCCCGUCACCAGACCCCACUCUGGCUCCUCGGUGCUGUUCUGGAGGCACCGCAAGCAGGCCGACCUGGACCUGGCCCGGGGGGACUUUGCCCAGGCGGGUCAGAACCUUUGGACGUGUCUGAAGGCGCUGGGCCGGCCCCUGCCCACCUCCCAGCUGGACCUGUCGUGCGCCGCCCUCUGGGCCCUCCUCCGCCUCUGCCUGCAGCGCCUGUGGGUGGGCCGCUGGCUGGCCGGCCGCGCCGGGGGGCUCCGUGCCGACCGCCCCCUGCAGGAGGAUGCGUGCAAGAGCAGCCGCGACGCAGCGCUGGUCUACCACCGCCUACACCAGCUCCACAUGACCGGUAAACUUGGCGGCAGCCACCUGUCUGCGGUCCACAUGGCGCUGAGUGCGGUGAACCUGGCUGAGUGCUCGGGCCCCUGCCUGGCUGUGUCCACCCUGGCCGAGGUGUACGUCUCAGCCGCCCUCAGGGUCAAGGCCAGCCUGCCCCGCCUCCUGCACUUCACCUCGCGUGUGUUCCUGAGCAGCGCGCGGCAGGCCUGCCUGUCCUCCAGCGGCAGUGUGCCCCCGGCCAUGCAGUGGCUGCUCCACCCCCUGGGCCACCGCUUCUUUGUGGACGGGGACUGGGCCGUGCGCAGCACCCCCAAGGAGAGCAUCUACAGCCAGGCCGGGAACACCGUGGACCCCUUGGCCCAGGUGACCCAGGCCUUCAGAGAGCACCUGCUGGAGAAGGCUCUGUACUGUGUGGCCCAGCCCAGAGGGGAGAAGACACCCAGCGAUGGGGAGGGUGAGUAUGCUGAUGCCCUGGAGUACCUCCAGCUGCUGACCAGCGCGUCCGACGCUGCGGGCGCCACCACCCAGUCCUUCGCCAUCGGAUCCAACAUGGCCACCGUCACCGGCUGCGAUCCCCAUUCCAAGUGGUGGUCUUCGGUUGCCGUGGUGAUCAUCAACUGGCUCCAGGGAGACGACGCGGCCGCAGAGCGGCUGUACCCCGCCGUGGAACACCUGCCUCGCAGCCUGCAGGCCGCCGAGAGCCCCCUGCCCAAGGCGUGUCUGAACACGUUCCGGGCAGUGCGCUCCCUGCUGGCGCGGCCGCUGAACGGUCCGCUGAGCCUGAGUCACGGUGAGAGGGCCAGCGCGCUGCUGAGGGACAGCCUCAACCUUGGGCCGCACUGCCACAGCAGCAGCAUCGACAAGGUGGUGCAGCUGCUGCUGUGUGACCUGCUGCUGGUGACGAGGACUAACGUGUGGCGUCUGCAGCAGGCCCCGGGCCCGGCCCAGGCCCCGGGACAGGGACAGGCCCAGGGACAGGGCUCCUCUCCUGGGUCGCUGCUGCAGGCCUCCCCCCCCGAGCUCCACGGCUUCCAGCAGGACCUCAGCUCCCUCCGCAAGCUGGCCCAGAGCUUCAGGCCUGCCAUGCGCAGGUUGUUCCUACAUGAGGCCACUGCCAGGCUGAUGGCAGGAGCCAGUCCUACUCGUACUCACCAGCUGCUGGACCGCUCCCUCCGACGCAGAGCAACCCCCGGAGCAAAGACAGAGGAGUGUGAGAUGAGGCCAGGCCAGCGCGAGCAGGCGGAGGCGGUGAUGUUGGCGUGCCGCUACCUGCCCCCCUCCUUCCUGUCGGCGCCAGGGCAGCGCGUGGGCAUGCUGGCGGACGCGGCGCGCACGCUGGAGAAGCUGGGAGACAAGCGCACCCUCCACGACUGUCAGCAGAUGAUCAUCAAGCUGGGCAGCGGCACCACCGUCACCUCCACCUAGAGCAGACACACACACUCUCUCACACAGACAGACUCACACACACGCAAUUACUCACUCGCUCACACACACACUCUCAGACGGACGUACGGUUAUUCACACACACACACGCACACACAUUUUUUCACCGACACACACACACACACGCUUAUUUCCUGACACACACGCAUUCUCGGACAUGUUUACUGACACACACACACACACGUAUAUUUACUGACACACACACACACACUCACUCUCACACAUUUUUUACUGACGCACACAUAAAAGUGGUGGUUUCUGGCAUUGUGGCAAAUGGACCAGACUGGCAGACUGUACAGAACCAAGUCAUAUCAAACAGAUUACACAGACACACUGUCGUGACACACUGUCAUCCCCUCUCCCCCCCCCCUUCCCUCAACAUCAGCAGACUCUAUCUUUAGCCUAAGUAAAGGGUUGGCGCUUGCAUCAUCACUAUGAUUUAAAAAGUUUCACUAUUCAGUAUACUCAAAAUGUAGGUUGACAAUUUUCUUCCUCGCUUUUUUGUUUUACUUUGAACCCCGUUAUUUGAAAUGCACUGUAGGGACUGAGUGUGUCCACAGGGUGGUGCUAUUCUGCAACCGCCCUGCUGGAAAUGUGCAAUGGCCAGAGAGCUUGUGAGUGUUGGAAGAACCUGCAUUGAUAGAUUAGUCCUGAUCGCCUUUGGUCAGGAUGCACCUUAAUAAGAUUUUCGAUUGGUGGGUUUUGAUGGAGACGUUUGUCUGAUUGGCUUGGAUAUAUCUGUGUGUUGGAGGAUCCCAGUUGGACAGACUGGGGGGCUUCUUGGUGGGGCGUGUGGCCUUUCUGACUUCUCACAUAGAACCGUAUUACAGAGCGGUUCCAGAUGUCUACCAUGUAGAAUAGCGGAUUGGAUCACUCUGUAAUUUACAGAUCUAUGUACCAUGGUCUCAAAGGUUUGAAGCCACCAGAAUAUAUGUCUUUUAUUCUGCACUAGCCCAUUAAGGCUGAAGAUGACUUCAAUGAUUAUGGCUUUAUGCAUUUAUUUUCAUUCAGUUCAAUUUUCAUUUUGCUGUGUAUAUAUUUUAACGUGUAUUUAUAGUAUGUGCAAUGGAUUUGAGUGAUCAGUAUUUUAUCCAUUGGCAGAGUGAUUUUAAGGCCCUCCCCCUCGUGUAGCAUUGGACAAGGCUACAAAGGCCCCAAUUUCAAAGAUUAUGUUGACAGUUGCCAUGGGGAUGAGCUUUAAGUGUCAAAAUGCGAGUGGGUGGGGGGCGGGCAGUGUCAAAAUAUCAAGGUGGAGUUGGUAGUCUGACUGCAUUGACCAUUUGCACUAUUGCGCAAGGUGUGUGUGGUACAAUCGUAUCCAAAAGACAAGUUGGCGGUUAGCGUGUCCCUGGGCGACAGGCUCCAGUUUUAGGUAUCCAGGAACCUAGACACAGUGUUCACCCUUUAUACCAGUAACAUAACUCAGAAUAUCAUGCAGGGUCUAAAUCAAUUAUGAUCAUCAACAACAAAUCCCCCCCCCCCCAAAGAGAGGGGUGAUUGUCCCUUUUUCUGUUACCCUCUGUUGAAAAAGAUGUUCUUUUGACCACAGUUGUUUUGAGAACACGGAACGGUACAAAACUCAUUGUUUUAGCAUGUGUUUUUUUUUGACUUCAUAACAGGAGUGUGUGACAUGUCGUCUGUGAAAGUCUUAGGAAGCACUAGGAUGAUUACCUGUGUGUGUCUCUAGUGUGUGUGUAAUUAUAGAGGCAAAACAGAACCAACAAUAUAUUCAAAUGUCAAAUUGUUGUUUUUGUUUCAUAACUAACAACUCUAUCUGUCUCUUCUCUCAUUGGUUUAUUCCUGGAAAUGUAAAUAAAGGAGCAUUUUGUAACAAAGA
This is a messenger RNA of Osmerus eperlanus (European smelt), 5733 nucleotides long. RefSeq names its product sterol regulatory element binding transcription factor 1 (gene srebf1). NCBI's taxonomy places the organism in Eukaryota, Metazoa, Chordata, Actinopteri, Osmeriformes, Osmeridae. The record is from RefSeq and is a predicted model, not a curated record. Gene Ontology annotation, molecular function: DNA-binding transcription factor activity, RNA polymerase II-specific; protein dimerization activity; RNA polymerase II cis-regulatory region sequence-specific DNA binding. Gene Ontology annotation, cellular component: nucleus. Gene Ontology annotation, biological process: regulation of transcription by RNA polymerase II.